Messenger RNA from Macrosiphum euphorbiae (potato aphid), 2046 nucleotides. NCBI's taxonomy places the organism in Eukaryota, Metazoa, Arthropoda, Insecta, Hemiptera, Aphididae. The record is from the annotation of a GenBank genome assembly.
AUGUUAUCUGCAGAAGACGAACAAAAGCAGCAGCAGCAGCAACAGCCACCAACAAACGCAUCUGCUCUUCAGUUGUCGAAAACAAACACUGUCUGUGAUACAAAUUCAAGUACGGGCCAGCAACCACGGUGUAUCGUGGAAACGAUAACCAUGACCACGGUUACCGAGAGGCAGAUCGUGCAGGAGACCAGGCCCGUGGACGCGCCCGGUCUUGACGGUGCCUGCAAGACCGAAGAUGUAAAAGACGUCACCGGUGCCACUGCCGUCGCCCCCGAUGAGGGGUAUGUAAUGAUUAAAUGUGGUAAUAAUACUAUGCUGUACAACAACCGGAAUCCAAACUCGGCAGUGAGACAGUUAUUUCCGACCACGAAAUUCGUAUGCCCGCCAACCCGCAUCAAGGAGACGGACGACGAAAGGCUGCUGAACAAAUACUUAAUCACGGAAGAGUCACUCCGGGCGUUUGACAGUCGAUCGAUGAACGGUGGCUUGGGCGGCGGAGGGUUCAAGAGCGAACCACACAGCGACGACGACGACGACGACACGUCGAACAGCCUUAUCAGGCGAACCAUCGAACGAAGUACUUUGAGGCGGAACACCGUGAAAAAAAAGAACGUCAACGACUCCAAAGAGAUAUCGCUGAUCGAGAAGAUCCGGCGGCUGACGUGUGACAGCGACGAUGAUGCAGAUGACUCUACCAAGAAGGCGUCGGGCGUCAUGCAGGAACAGGCGACCGCUUACACUGUGUUGGUGCAAUGUGAUUCAGGGACGCCGUCCACGACCACCACUACUCCGGCGUACAAAAAACUCACAGAAUUGUUGGGCAGUGGUAGUGGUGGUGGCCGGUAUGACCAACCACUGCCGCCACCAGUUGUUCAAUCGACGGCCGACGGUGACCCAAUUGGCAAAGCCGACGGAGUAGACCUAUGCGACGGUCACUCGGCUGCCAGCAGCAGAGCAGCCGUCCGAUCAGCGACCGGUGGAAAACCUUUCCUGUCCACUUUAGCGACGGCGUGCGUCACAGGCAACGUACAUCCGGCCACCGGAGGAUCGGUGGCGGGAGGCGCACCGCAAACAUCGCACUGUCCGCAACCAGACGUGGUAGCCGGCACUCAAGCUCCUAGCUCACACCGACAGGAAGAGCUUGCGGCGUUCGUGCAACAGGACUCGGGCCGCCUGGAGAAGAUCCGCAAGCGGUAUAUGCCACCCACGGCCACUGCGUCCGCGGCCGAGGACGAGGACGACGAAAACGAUGAUUACGGCUUCAACCGGCGACCGGAAGUUCAUGGAAUCCGCUCCGGGUUCUCUGCACAGAUCACCAUCAAGAACAAUCCACAGCCUCCUCAACGUCCCCGAUCGUACUAUGGUGAACCAGCCCUUCAGACGACGCCACUCGAUGUUCAGCCUGACUUUGUGCCCAGAUAUCAGGCGGCCGCGGUGGCGUCUGUCCGCGCUAGGAUCCAAGGUGACACGCGGGCCCCUCCACCAUACCCGGCCGCGUCCCAACGGUCUAUCAUCAGAGUGACGCACGGCCAACAGCAGCAGACCAUUCGCGUGCCGUACCAGGCGGUCGGUCCCGUCCAGGUCCACCUGUUAACCACAGCUGCAACGGCCGCGUCCACCGCCACCGGAAACGUCACCGGACAUCCGCCGCCGCCGCAGGUUCAAAUCCGACACCCGCCUAACGAGUACAUCGUCCAACACGGCCAUGCCAGAAUACACCAUGGCCAACAGUUUGUUAUCGCCCGCGGCACCCAGACGGCCGCGAUAUCGACCACUCGGUACUACCAGUUACCACCGCCCCCACCACCCAACAUUCAGCAGCAGCAGUUAUCGCAACCGCAGUUACCGCCGCACGCUUUCCAACCGUCUGACGAACAUCCGGCGACACAAUUUAAACAGACAUCUCCCACCAGAGGAGUUUCAGCCAAUAGUAGACUGCACAUGCAACAGCAGCAGCAGCAACAAGACUAUGUCGAUCAUAACUUACCAUCGUCGGUCUCGCAGACGCCCAAAAACCCUAUGCUUUUUUACGGUAUGAAUGUCUGA